AUGGCGGAGCGGCGCUCCAGUCGCAGACGCGCGCCCGAGCCGGAGUCCGGGACGGACAGCCACAACGACAGCUACGACGCGGACAGCCUCGAGUCGGACCCGCGCGAGCGAGGAAAAGGAAGAGGGCCCGAGGGGUUGUCGCGCCUGCGCACGUCCGCCCCGAGCACGUCGCGCAGGGAAAACGUCCGCGUCUGGCCGCUGUGCUUCGCGAUCGCGAUCGAGAAGACCGUGCGCGUCAGACCCGCGGUGAUGGUCGCGAGCAGCAGCCUUCUCGCUUGGGUGACGUACUACCUGCAAGAGAGCGACCUCGAGCUGACGCUCCGGGCGUGGAUCUCGUCCCCGCUCGUCGUCUUCAUCCUCGUCGAGUGCUUGUUCCUCCUCUGCGCGUUCUUCGUGUUGAUGCCGCACACGAUGCGCCAGGCGUACAAGGACGACAAGCGGACCGCGUUCAAGGUGGCGGACAGCGCGGUGUUGAGCGCGCUCCCGCCCUCCGUCGCUCGGUUCGCCGUCGGCAGCGGCGUGGCGUGGAAACGUGCCGCGCUCGCGGUGGCGCGCGACGGCGCGCUGUUCUUCACGCUGUACCUCCUCUGCGUGGAGGCGCUCGUGGGCGGCGAGGACGAGGUGGCGUACAUUCCCGGGAUGAAGAACGGCAGAACGAGAACGACGGGAGGGGAGAAGGACGGCUGGCGCGAGAUGGACGGCGGGUACUCGGUGCACUCGUGGGUGAAGUCGUCGGACGCGGACGGGGACUAG
Molecule: messenger RNA, 753 nt
Organism: Micromonas pusilla CCMP1545
Lineage: Eukaryota; Viridiplantae; Chlorophyta; Mamiellophyceae; Mamiellales; Mamiellaceae
Exons: 1
Coding region: 1-753 (250 amino acids)
Source: RefSeq, a predicted model, not a curated record